Chaetomium strumarium is the source of this 1011-nucleotide messenger RNA. Its product is annotated as putative ras-like GTP-binding protein. Gene Ontology annotation, cellular component: endomembrane system. The transcript is spliced from 2 exons. The record is from RefSeq and is a predicted model, not a curated record. The coding region runs from base 1 to 1011 and encodes 336 amino acids. Gene Ontology annotation, molecular function: GTP binding; GTPase activity. NCBI's taxonomy places the organism in Eukaryota, Fungi, Ascomycota, Sordariomycetes, Sordariales, Chaetomiaceae. Gene Ontology annotation, biological process: intracellular protein transport.
AUGUCUUCGUCGCUCGAGGCCAAGAUCGUCGUGCUCGGCGCACAGGGCGUAGGCAAGACGUCUCUGGUGAUGCGCUAUUGCAAGGGCGCCUUCAACCCCUCCCAGAUCACAUCGACUGUUGGCGCGAGCUUUCUGACCAAGCGUGUUGUCGAUACCGAUACCGACACGAUCGUGCGGCUGCAGAUAUGGGAUACUGCCGGCCAAGAGCGUUUCCGCUCCAUCUCCCGCCUCUACUACCGCGGCGCCAACGCGUGCAUCCUCUGCUACUCCAUCACCGACGCGCAGUCCUUCGCCGAGAUGGGCAUCUGGUUGACCGAGCUACGGCGCAACCUGCCGCCGGACAUUGUGCUGCACGUGGUGGGCACCAAGGCCGACAUCGUCGCGCGCGACCCCUCGCAGCGUGAGGUGCCCUUCGAGCGCUGCAUCGCCUACGUCGCCGAGAACCUCAACCCGGGCAUGGGCUCGACGCCGCCUCCGACCGCGGGUGGCUUUCUCAGCCCAUCUUCGUCCUCCGCCGACCACCACCACCAGCACAAUUCCACGCCACAACAGUCAUCGCAGCAUUGGGGGCUGCUGCAGGGAUCGGGGGAUGGUGCUGAGCUCCGCAGCCCGAGCAGUAAGCGCUCGUCGGGCUUCUGGGGCCAGGAAGUAGGCUGGGACGCGUGCCACGAGAUCUCGGCCGAGUCGGGCGAGGGCGUGGAGGAGGUGUUUCGGGUCGUCACGCGCAAGCUGGUCGAGCAGAACCGGAAGAUGCAGGCUGCGCUGUUGGCCGCGACGGGGUCGACGCCCGGUGACGGAUUCACCCCCGGCUUUGGCCCCAAUGAGGCCGACGGCGGAUACUUUGAUGCUGUGAACGGGCGUGGCAGCUUCCGGGUCGGGAGGGAUAGGCGGAGCUGGCUGUUUUCGCCUGGCUUCUCCCCUGUCAUCGGAGGCACAGUCCCCGAGGAGGAUAGAGAGGGGUGGGAGCAAGACGGCGACAGGAGAGGGAGACCGCGGAGGACAUGCUGCUGA